Molecule: messenger RNA, 2211 nt
Organism: Daphnia pulicaria
Lineage: Eukaryota; Metazoa; Arthropoda; Branchiopoda; Diplostraca; Daphniidae
Gene: Mo25
Product: protein Mo25-like
Exons: 7
Coding region: 293-1309 (338 amino acids)
Biological process (GO): intracellular signal transduction
Molecular function (GO): protein serine/threonine kinase activator activity
Source: RefSeq, a predicted model, not a curated record
CAGAUGGCGCGAGUGCCGGGUUUUACCUGACAGGUUGGUUUUAACGACGGUGAUUGUUGGUGAAAAAAAAAUUUCUGUUUUUCAUUCCAGAGAACAUAUCACGUUUAUUCUGGGGAGUUCUCAAGAUCGUUAGAAAACGGGGGAACCUUCUGUUCAGCCGAACGUUUAUUCGAUUAAACAGUGAUGCAAAUUAUAUUUUGAUUGAAUCAACACACACACACGAGCUUUUUCUGUAAGGUGCACGUCAAGGAUCCCCGUUUUAGUUCCAUCAAGCCACACAAAAACAAUCAAUAUGAUCAAGAUGCCUUUAUUUGGAAAAUCACAAAAGUCACCAGCCGAGGUUGUGAAAGCAUUAAAAGAGGCAGUGACUUCUUUGGAGAAGGGCGAUAAGAAGCUCGAAAAGGCACAAGAAGAUGUGAGCAAAAACUUACUUUUGAUCAAGAAUAUGCUGUACGGUACAUCAGACAGCGAGCCCCAGACUGACAUUGUAGUCGCCCAACUGUCUCAGGAACUCUACAACUCUGGGCUGUUAGUGCUGCUCACUCAGAACUUGUCUCGAGUGGAUUUUGAGGGCAAGAAGGAUGUGGCGCAAAUAUUCAACAACAUUCUUAGACGACAAAUUGGUACGCGUUCUCCAACUGUGGAAUACAUUUGCACCAAGCCAGAAAUUCUUUUCACGCUAGUGCAAGGGUAUGAGCACCAGGAUAUCGCGUUAAAUUGCGGUACGAUGUUGCGUGAAUGCGCCCGAUACGAGGCUCUAGCCAAAAUUCUCCUCUACUCUGAGGAGUUUUAUAAUUUUUUUAAAUUUGUGGAAGUAUCUACGUUUGACAUCGCCUCAGACGCCUUUUCGACUUUCAAGGAGCUGUUAACCAAGCACAAGAUUCUGUGCGCCGAGUUCCUGGAAGCCAACUACGACAAAGUUUUCGCCCAUUACCAAGGGCUGCUUAAUUCCGAGAAUUACGUGACCCGCAGACAAAGCUUAAAACUACUCGGUGAACUACUUCUCGAUCGUCACAACUUCACGGUGAUGACUCGGUAUAUUUCCAAUCCGGACAAUUUGAAGCUGAUGAUGAACAUGCUGAAGGAGAAGUCGCGCAACAUCCAAUUCGAGGCUUUCCACGUCUUCAAAGUGUUUGUGGCCAACCCCAACAAACCCAAGCCUAUUCUGGACAUUUUGCUACGCAAUCAGGAGAAAUUGGUCGAAUUCCUGACCAAGUUCCACACGGAUCGAUCCGAGGACGAGCAGUUCAACGACGAAAAGGCUUACCUUAUAAAACAAAUCAAAGAGCUCCGACCUCCCGAGAAUUAGCCGCAUCCGUCGCCAAGUCUAUCUUCUACCAAAAUCCUUCUUCUUUACUCCCAAACCUUUUUUUUUUCUCUCCAAUCCCCCAACCACCACCUCCUAGCCUCCUUCUUGAUCCGCACCCCGCCCUCAUUCUUCCCCCUUCACAUGCUUGACUUUGUUUGUUUGGAGAAAAAAAGAAAAAUUAUCCACGGUCGUGCUGUGUAUUAAUCGAUGAGCAGAGAGUUAACUUCCUUUAAUUCAACAACUACCCAAAAAAACACAAACCACAACAAAAAGUAAGUGUUUUCGCUUCUUCUUCUUUUAUUAUUUUUUCCCCUUCAUCUGGAAAAAAACGAAGAAGAAGAAGAAAAGAUCAAAGAAUUAAAAAUCUGAGAAGUUUUUGGAGGAUCCACCAUGCUUGAGAGAGCUAACAUUUCUGUUUAGGAUUGUUUGUCUUUUGCGCACACAAAAAUUCCGUUGGAAAUUUUGAGAUUGUACGAUUUAAAAAAAAAGAUAAGAAAAAAGAAAGGGUUUGUUUGCAGCUCUGCCCAAAACGCUGGUCUUUUGAAGUUGUUACUAAAACUUUUUUUUCGGUUUAAAUCGUAUGAAAUCGUCCCUUUUGGAGGGCAGAUAGAAAUUUAGAGGCCUAGUGCGUUGUAGAAUUUGAAAAUAAGAAAAAAUAGCAAUCAAACAGCCGAAUCUUUAACUCUCUCUCUCAAUUUAAAACUUAUUAUUAUAUUACCUAAAAUGACACAGACAUACACACACACCCUCCAUCUUACUUGCUUAACAACUUGGAACGAUGUAGAAGCAAUUCUCUCGUGGAGAAUGAAAAUCAAGUUUGAAUUUGACAAAAAUCCGUGUCGCAUUUCUCUGCCAAUCCUGUUAAGGAUUGUCCGAUCUUCCAUUAAUUUCAUUCAUUUUUU